Messenger RNA from Exophiala oligosperma, 1560 nucleotides. RefSeq lists its product as uncharacterized. The transcript is spliced from 2 exons. The record is from RefSeq and is a predicted model, not a curated record. Gene Ontology annotation, biological process: tRNA 5'-leader removal. NCBI's taxonomy places the organism in Eukaryota, Fungi, Ascomycota, Eurotiomycetes, Chaetothyriales, Herpotrichiellaceae. The coding region runs from base 118 to 741 and encodes 207 amino acids. Gene Ontology annotation, molecular function: ribonuclease P RNA binding. Gene Ontology annotation, cellular component: ribonuclease P complex.
AUCCAAGUCUCUUUGGAUGAGAAGGCUGCAUGUAGAUCCUCAAGGCGAUGAUGAUCUGAUCGUCCCCCCCAUGACGAACCCUUCUGUACAACCUACACUGGAUGUUCUUUUAAAAACAUGGUGCGCAUCAAACACCGCUACAUCCUCUUCGACAUCCUCUACCCUUCCACCACCACCUCUCCCGCGCCUGCACAAUCGUCUUCAUCUCCCCAACCACCAGCGUACGUACUCUUCUCGCGUCCGAGCCCGAGCCACAUCAGUGCGCAACUUCUCAUAUCCGCCAUCCGGUCGAGUAUCCAGUCCGUCUUCGGAGACCAUGGCCUUUCGGUCACCCAGCCCUCUUUACGUAUAGUUUACUUUAGCCCGGGCACGAGCACAGUGAUCCUACGUGUACCUCGCGCACACUACAGUCUCGUCUGGGCAAGUCUCACGUUCAUGGAUACGCUUCCCGGUCCACAGAGAGGUGCAGCUCCUCCGGUCCGAUGCGUCGCUCGGGUGGUUCGAGUGAGCGGUACGAUAAGAAAAAGCGAGGAGGAGGUUCUUCGUCGAGCGCGCAGGGACAUUGUGCGCGCGAAAUUAGAAGGCAGGCAGGAUGAAGAUGGAGACGUUGUGCUGGAAGGUCUACUGGAUCAGAACAAUGGAAAACGACCAGUUCAGCUCGCCAGCCUCAGGGCUCAAGAGGAAGAAGAGGGGGUCAUAGACUUCGAUUACGAACAAGACAUGGAAGACUCGUCUGAUUGAAAAUUUCCCUUCGCUUCGACUCCCGUCGUGGAAAAUCAUCAUCAUCAUUCGUCAAUCUCAGAAGUAUAUGGGUCAUCGGCCCUGUAGAUGACUUGGUCACAUAUUUCCGACGACCGAAAAACCACCAGGAUCGCCAUCCAUGGCUCGCAUUAGACCAACAUUUGGAAGAACAAGAGGAAGAGGACAUUGCACCUUCACGACCCGCAAAAGCAAUGCCACAAACAAUCGUUGACAGGCGGAAAAUCGCUAAGUGAUGAAAUUACAAUUGUGCGCCAUGGUCACGAACCUCCACCGUCAGGCCCGGUCUCCCCUUUCCUCCUAAUCUUAACACCACUGUCGCCCAUCAUUUUUGACACUAUCAUUGGCGCCCUCGGCGCCCCCAAAGGCGUAGCCACCGGCCCUGUCGAUGGUUCUCAAAAGCGACAUCAUGCUCUUCUUGUCCUCGACCGCGAGAGUCUCGUAUCCUACCAGCCCAAACUCCUCGACGAGAUUGACAAUGGCUUCGUUCAAUGCCGCGAAUUUCCCCUGCCCAAACAUGGGCGACUCUUCUUCGAGACUGGGGAGUAGAUAUGACAGGUCUUGCACUUCGGUGUAAAAGUCCAGGUUGAACGGCAAGGGCGGGUACUUGGAGAGAUUGUCGAUCUUCGUCAGCACGUUAAUGUGCGUCAUGUCGAGUUGGAGCAUGCUCCUUAAGGAGAGGAGGAGCGUCGAUAUGUACAGCGAUGGUAGUGUCAGAGCGUAUGAGUCGAUCAAGUUGACGACGACUAGCUGUGACGAUGUUAGUCAUGGGUCACGACUGAUUGUCUUGUAUGGUUUUGC